AGCCACUGGACGGAUAUAAACCACCUAAGUACCUCUUCACACUUUUCUCACAGGUCUCAGACACUUCUCCCCACCAUAUUUUAUCGAUUCACCAAAAAUGAUCCUCAAGUUAGCUUUAUUUCCCUUAACGCUAGCAUUGUUAGCUCUGGUCGAUGCUUCAAGUGCCCAAACUUCCAAGUCAACCCCUAUUGUCCUACUUAAAGAAAAGGGAAUCGCGUCCGAUCUGUUGAGUGAAACAUCCUCGGGUCUGAAAUUCGGUCAUGGAUGCUUCUGUUCGCUCGCUUGCGAUACCCUCACCACCAUACUCGGCAAGGAUAGAUCCGAUAUUAUAGGACAAGAAUCUUACGAAACUACCCGAUCUAAGUUCUGGUCGCUACAGCAAUCAAAGGAAACUAGCCCUCGAUGCUUUGCUCAUCCGAUUAACGCUGAGGAAGUGUCUAUUAUCGUUUUAUUAUCCCGAGCCACUAAUUGCCCAUUCGCUGUCAAGGGCGGUGGUCAUGCCGCUUUCAAGGGUGCCUCUAAUAGUGAUGGCGGUAUCACCAUCGACUUUGACCGAAUGAAGCAUGUAAUUCCAAAUGCUGAUACGAAAUCAGUAGCGAUCGGGCCCGGAAAUACCUGGCUCGAUGUGUACACUGUUCUAGAAAAGUUCAACCUGACUAUGGCGGGCGGGCGCACGGCUACAGUGGGCGUUAGUGGAUUGACGCUAGGGGGUGGUCUCUCGUUCUUUAGCGGGCUGUAUGGGAUGACCUGCGACAACAUCAUUAAUUAUGAAAUCGUCCUCGGAUCAGGCGAGAUCAUCACCGUCGACUCAAAAACCAACGCCGAUUUAUUUUGGGCUCUACGAGGCGGCGGAGGCAACUUCGGAGUCGUCACUCAAUUUGUUGCCAGCACUUUCAAGCAAGGACCUAUGUGGGGAGGUACAGUUGCUUGGGAAAUGCACAGCACCAAGGCUACUUUGAUCGAUGCACUGGUCAGCUAUGCGGAGAAUGGAUCGCAGGAAGAUCCAAAUUCAGCCCUCAUUGUAUCUUUUGCGUAUAUCCAAAACUAUCAAGCGUGGCUUUCAGUAGUUAUGGCGCACCACUCGGAUCCCCAGCCGUCAGGUAGCCACCCGAAGGUUUUUGACGACUUUAUGAGCAUAGAGAAUGAAGUUCAAGGUAGUAAGAGAAAUGCGUUCCAUUCGAAUUUCACCGUGGAGAUCGACGAUGCUAGCCCGCCCGGUCUGCGCGAGAGCUAUUGGACUCUCACGACUCACGUGGAUAAACAAUUGACCUUAGAUCUGCUGGCCAUAUUCGAGGAAGAAAUAAUCCCAAUUCAGAACCUCACCGAAUUUCUCCCUGCGUUCGUAUACCAAGUUGUAACGGUCCCUCAGCUCAAAGCGAUGACGCGUAAUGGUGGUAACGCGCUCGGUAUUGAUGGCAGCGAGAAACCUCUUUUUUUGAUCAACUACUCUGCUAGAUGGAAGUUCGAUUCAGACGAUGCAUUGGUUUUGACAGCGAUGUCUAAUAUACUUUCACGGAGUCGAGAAUUGGCGCGGGCACGUGGCCUAGAUCACCCGUUUCUUUACAUGAAUUACGCCAGUCAAUUCCAGGAUCCAUUGGGAAGCUACGGAACGGAAAACAAGGCUAGAUUAAUGAGGAUCUCUAGGAAAUAUGACCCGGAUGGUGUGUUUGAGGCCCUGAGUCCUGGGUAUUUCAAGUUUAACGGGGCACCCGCACAAUUUUAGCUGUCGGGAGGCUUGACCAUAUAAACACUACCUAGUAUAUUCUAUAAAACUAUCUGGAUUUAUGGCUAUUGCAUGUGUAUUUCCCCUUAACGGACCAUCUACGCUUUCCACAUUGACGUUAAUCGAAUUCCGUUCAGCCACAAUAGAACGGUCCAGUACAUUCAAGAUUCCCUCUUGACAGCUUUACUG
Annulohypoxylon maeteangense is the source of this 1912-nucleotide messenger RNA. RefSeq names its product FAD-binding domain-containing protein. The coding region runs from base 98 to 1723 and encodes 541 amino acids. Gene Ontology annotation, molecular function: FAD binding; oxidoreductase activity. The record is from RefSeq and is a predicted model, not a curated record. The transcript is spliced from 3 exons. Lineage: Eukaryota; Fungi; Ascomycota; Sordariomycetes; Xylariales; Hypoxylaceae.